UAUGGAAGGAGGAAACCAAGGACCUUACAACGUGGGAGAACCCACAGAGAAAAUUACUUUACACAUCUCAUGUCGUAAGUUAGCGGAUCUUGACAUUAUAACAGUGUCGGACCCUGUCUGUCAUGUAUACAUUGCAGAUAGUGACCAUCCUGAUGACUGGAUGCUAUAUGGUAAAACUGAACAAAUUGAAAACAACCUUAAUCCUGACUUCGUAACUUACUUCGAAAUGGAUUAUUACUUUGAGAAAAUUCAGAAAAUAAAAGUAGAAGUAUUCGAUGUAGAUGUCACCAGGCUAGAAAGGAUAGGGAAUUUUGAAACUACCUUGGGAGAGAUUAUGGGAAGCGUGAAUACCACUCUAACUGGUACACUUACUAUUCCUAACAAGAAAAAAUCUAGAGGGCAGAUAAUCCUUCGUACCGAAAAAGUGGCCACUAGCAAUGAUUUAAUCUACUUUUCACUUCGAAUAAACGACCUGGUUUCGAACAAAGGUUGGUUUUGAGGAAGUGACGAUCCCUUCAUUUUUAUUGAAAGAGCAAGAGAGAAUGACCAGGAAGAAUUUCUGAGAGUUAUUCAGACAGAGCCAAUUAGAAAUGAUCUAAACCCUACUUGGCGGUAUCUAAAGUAUGAAGCAAAAGAGAUAUGAAAUGGAGACUUACAAUGCCCUCUUAAAUUUAAAGUCUAUUCUUGGAGAAACAGUGGGCAUCAUAAGUUCUUUGGAGAAUUCGAAACUACAAUGUUAAGAAUCAGAAAUGGGGAUACUCAAUAUAACUUAUUCAAAGAUGGUGCCCAACAAAAAUCUAUCUGAUCGUUCGAAGAAUUUUUUAUUGAAGAAAGAGCUUCUUUCUUUGAUUUCUUGCAUUCAGGUUGGAAGAUGAAUCUUAUGGUCUGUGUUGACUUCACAGCAUCAAAUGGAGAAGUAACAGUGCCUAGCUCGCUUCAUUACCUCAACCCUACUGGAGAGUUUAAUGACUACCAAAAUGCAAUCAGACAAGUGGGAAAUAUCCUAGAGCUGUAUGAUUACAAUCGGCAAUAUCCUUGUUACGGAUUUGGAGGCAUCCCUCGGUACAGCGGAUCAAACCAAGUGUCUCAUUGCUUUCAUUUGAAUGGUCUUGAAGACCCCGAAGUAGAUGGGGUAAAUGGAAUUUUAGAAUCUUAUCAAUUUUCCCUUCUUAACUGCGGUCUAUAUGGCCCCACUAACUUCGGAGAAUGUAUGAGAAAAACUGUUGAUUACAUAAAAGAAAGAAUGGAUGAAAGAAUGUAUCACAUUCUACUGAUAUUGACAGAUGGAGAUAUCCAUGAUAUGCCAAUAACGAGGGAUAUCAUUGUUGAGGGAAGUCACUACCCUCUGAGUAUCAUCAUUAUUGGGCUUGGUGAGAGUUCAUUUGACAAAAUGAUUGAAUUAGACGGAGAUGAUGUUGUUCUGAAAAAUACUAGAGGAGAAGCAACAAGAAGAGACAUUGUUCAGUUUGUCAAAUUUAAUGAUUUCAGGCAUCUCAGCAAGCAAGCACUAGCAGAAGAAGUACUAGAAGAGGUUCCAGAGCAAGUUGUUUCAUAUUUAAGUCAAAAUAAUAUUAAGCUUGAUGAAGUUAAUUAAUAAUUUGAGUAAAUAAAGAAGGAUUCAAUUAAUUGUUUGAUUAUUG
This is a messenger RNA of Moneuplotes crassus, 1640 nucleotides long. Lineage: Eukaryota; Ciliophora; Spirotrichea; Euplotida; Euplotidae. The record is from the annotation of a GenBank genome assembly.